Molecule: messenger RNA, 5666 nt
Organism: Neolamprologus brichardi
Lineage: Eukaryota; Metazoa; Chordata; Actinopteri; Cichliformes; Cichlidae
Source: RefSeq, a predicted model, not a curated record
GGGAGCAUUAGGUGGGUUUUGUCCGUUUUGUUUUGUCGCUUCCGUUAGCUCGGCCUCUCAGUAUGCGGAACUCCCUGCAGGCUUCUAGUGCUGCUGAUGAUGAUGAGGAGGAGGAUGUUGUGAAGGCAGGUUGUAACUGACCGAGCCACACGUUUCACUGAGCAGGCAGGCGGACACGUAUUUCGCAUAAUUUGUUAUGUUCCGGGACACUCAAACGGAGUGGCUAACCUUUUCAGCGGUUGUCCGCGCUCGAUGUUUUCAAUGAUAAAAGAAGGAUUGAAUUCUGACAAACAUCGCUGCCUCUCCGCCGUGACCGAGGAGAGCUCCCACCAUCCAGGCCGUCAUCGGCAGCUGGCUGGCUUGGCAGCGAGCAUUAGCGGCUAACCGGCUAACGUAGAUUGGACCCAGUCUUCUUCUUUUGUGGUUUUUUUUUUUUUUUCGAAUCAUCAUAAUGAUAGUAAAGGAGCUGCAUUUCAAGUAUACACCUGAGCUUUGUCACUUGUGAUGGAAAGGUACCCUUAACUCAAGAGGCGACGUAUAUCCUGGAUGCUGUGACAUACAGGACAUGGUCUGUCCAACAUGGAGAAAAAGAAAAUGUGCCCCCGCCUUCUCGACUACUUGGUAGUGGUUGGAGCAAGGCAACCUACUAGUGACAGUGUGGCCCAGACCCCUCAGCUUCUCCGACGCUACCCACUGGAGGACCACCAAGACUUUCCGCUCCCACCAGACGUGGUUUUCUUCUGCCAACCGGAGGGCUGCCUGAGUAUACGCCAGCGCAGGGUCAGCCUUCGCGAUGACUCCUCUUUUGUUUUCACCCUGACUGACAAGGACUCGGGAAUUACUCGCUACGGAAUCUGUGUCAACUUCUACCGUUCCUUUCAGCGAGGACAUCAUCGUACUCGAGGAGAGAAGAGCAGUCACGCUGAGACAGCAGAACAGGCAACAGAGACCACAAGCGAAGGGUCUGAUAGUGGUGGGGGUGGAGUUCCACACCGUGUGGUUUCUCCACCCAAGAAUGCAGAGUCAGUACCUCCGCCUGCUUCUGGAGAAGAGGGUGGACAGCAAGGUGCUGAGCAAAAUGCCGGCAAGUCCCCGCAGCACAAACGGAGUGCUGCUAAGGUGGCAGCCAGGAACCGCAACAGCACACUGACCUCUCUGUGCAUACUCAGCCAUUACCCCUUCUUCUCCACCUUUAGGGAAUGCUUAUAUAUUCUCAAGAGGUUAGUGGACUGCUGCAGUCAAAGGCUAACACAACGGGCGGGGCUUCCUCGUGCCACCCAGAGGGACACCAUGUGGCGUGUGUUUACCGGUGCGUUGUCGGUGGAAGAGAAAGGCAGCCAGCUGCUGGCCGACCUGCGGGAGAUCGAAUCCUGGGUGUACCGGUUGCUGCGUUCACCAGUGCCAGUGGCGGGUCAGAGACGUGUGGAUGUGGAAGUGCUGCCCCAUGAGCUCAAAAGGCCACUCACCUUUGCCCUACCUGACAGCUCUCGCUUCUCCAUGGUCGAUUUCCCGCUGCACCUGCCCUUAGAGCUGUUGGGUGUGGAUGCCUGUCUUCAGGUCCUCAGCUGUGUCCUGCUAGAGCACAAAGUCAUUCUUCAGUCCCGAGAUUAUAAUGCUUUGUCUAUGAGCGUCAUGGCCUUUGUGGCCAUGAUUUACCCACUGGAGUACAUGUUCCCAGUCAUUCCCUUACUGCCAACAUGUAUGGCCUCUGCUGAACAGCUCCUUCUUGCUCCUACUCCCUACAUUAUAGGUGUACCCGCCAGCUUCUUCCUCUACAAAUCCGACUUCAAAAUGCCAGACGAUAUUUGGCUUGUUGACCUUGACAGCAGCAAGGUUAUAGCACCUACCAAUGCAGAGCUUCUACCACCUCUUCCAGAGCCUGAAGCAGGCGAGCUUAAGAAACAUCUAAAACAGUGUCUGGUUAGGUUGACCGUGAUCACCCAAAAGCAGAUCUUCUCCUCUGAGAAUAAGGCUUUGACCAGCAUGAGUUUGAACACCCAGCCAAUUCUCAACCUGGAGAAGUUUCAGGAAGGUCAGGAGAUGCCCCUGCUCCCACCUGGACGAGAUAAAGCUUCGCCAUCAUCCACCGAAUUCAACCCUCUAAUUUAUGGCAAUGAUGUCGAUUCUGUGGAUGUAGCUACCAGGGUGGCCAUGGUACGGUUUUUCAACUCUCCAAAUGUUCUUCAGGGGUUCCAGAUGCACACUCGCACUUUGCGCCUCUUUCCGCGGCCAGUGGUUGCUUUUCAGUCGACGUCUUUUCUUGCAUCUCGGCCAAGACGCUCUACCUUUGCAGACAAGCUUUCGCACACCCAGGCCGUAGAGUUCUAUGGGGAGUGGGCUCUCAAUCCCACAAACCUUGCCUUUCAGAGAAUCCAUAACAAUGUGUUUGACCCCUCCUUAAUUGGAGACAAGCCCAAGUGGUAUGCACAUCAGCUGCAGCCAGUGGUCUACAGAGUAUAUGAUGGAAGCUCCCAACUGGUUGAGGCUAUGGCUGGCCCGCUGGAGGAUGAAGGCAAUGAGUCUGACCCCACAGACAGCGGCAGUGACAGUGAGGCUUACGACGACUCCAGCUCAUCCUAUUCCUCACUUGGAGACCUAGUGAGUGAGAUGAUUCAAGGUGACAUCCAGGGAGACACACCAAGCUUGGACCCGCCUACCCAUGCAGCACUGGGAGAUGCUAGUGAGGUUGAGUUUCAAGACUACCAUGACUUCAGGGAAGGGCAUGGCCCUGAAGGCCCACCCAGUGGGGACGGACCUGCUGAGCCUUCUGAUGGACAGCCUCUUCGCUCAAGCUCUAGCACAACUGCAAGCUCAAGCCCCAGCACAAUCAUCCAGGGGGUCAACCAUGAGCAAGGGGAAGUACCUGAAAUUGAGGCAUCAGCAAGCGCUGCUUUACAGAACCCUGUGCCGGGAUUGGCCAAUCAGCCGUUCCUCAGACCUGCAGCUGAUGCUGGUCUGGUGGAGCAAGCCAACAAAAAGCAAGAGUAUGACAACCCAUACUUUGAGCCUCAGUAUGGCUUCCCCUCAGAGGAUGACCCUGAUGCAGAAGAGCAAGUGGAAUCAUACACCCCUCGAUUCAACCAGAACCUCAAUGGCAACAAGGCACAGCGUCCUUUACGCCCCAGUAGCCUGAGGCUCCCAGGAGAGUCCGAUGGGGAGGGAGACUCACGUAACAGUUCACCAAACUCCACCAUUUCCAACAACAGCAACGAUGGAUUUGGAGGACUCAUGUCCUUCGCCAGCAAUCUCUACAAGAACCACGGCACAAGUUUCAGCUUGUCCAAUCUUGCCCUUCCUAAUAAGGCAGCAAGGGAGAAAUCAACACCGUUCCCCAGCCUAAAAGAAUAUUUUAAUUUUGAUAUUGAGGAGGAAGUGGAGCAAGCAGUAUUUGGGCUAAAUUCUCUAAUGGAGAUAAUUACAGAGGCCGGCCCGGGGAGCGGAGAAGGCGCACGCGCACCUCGAGCACUUGUUGACCAGAAGUCUUCAGUGAUCAAACACAGUCCGACUGUGAAAAGAGAAUCGCCCUCUCCUCAGGGCCGGGUAAACAACACGAGUGAGAACCAGCAGUUCCUUAAGGAAGUAGUGCAGAGUGUUCUGGAUGGUCAGGGAGUGGGCUGGCUCAAUAUGAAAAAGGUGCGCCGCCUGUUGGAGAACGAGCAGCUUCGUGUGUUUGUGCUGAGUAAGCUGAACAGAGCCGUCCAGUCGGAGGAAGACGCCAGGCAGGAGAUCAUUCGGGAUGUGGAGGUGAACAGGAAGGUGUACAAAGGCAUGUUGGACAUCUUGAAGUGCACCGUUUCCAGUCUGGAGCACUCCUACACUAAUGCAGGCCUCGGGGGAAUGGCCAGUGUAUUCAGCCUGCUGGAAAUAGCACGUACACAUUAUCAAACCAAAGACCCAGAAAAGCGCAAGCGAAGCCCCACAGACAGUGCUGGCAGCCCAGGGAGUAAAGAGAGUCCUUCUGGUCGUAUGGAGACUGCCAGACCUCAGGGCCUUCUGAAUAUUCCCCACCUGCAGCUGCCACACCACACAACGGGCAAAGGAGCCCGCCAUUUUGAUACCCGGAGUCUGAAUGAGGAGAACUUUAUUGCCUCGAUUGAAUUGUGGAGCAAGCACCAGGAUAAGCAAAAAGCUAUGGAAAAACAACAGAGGUCAGAAGGAGCAAAGCAGCAGCGCCCCCAGGUGACAGAUGCAGAGGAGAAGAAGUCCCAAAUCAGUGCUGAUAGUGGCCUGAGUGUAACAUCUGGAUCUCAGAAGAGUGACACUGAAUCUGUAGCAAGCUCAGAGCCACCGAUCCUGACAAGGAGCACCAGCCAGGAGUCAGAGGCCAGCACAGUGAUAAGCAAUAGCUCUGGAGAGACUCUCGGAGCUGACAGUGAUCUGAGCAGCACAGCAGGCGAUGGCCUUGGCGGGAGAACCGCCCCCCAUUUAACUCAGUCCAGGGGGACUCUUUCUGACAGCGAGAUUGAAACCAACCCAGCCACCAGCUCAGUGUUUGGGAAGACCCACACUCUGAAACCUGGUGUAAAAGAUCAUUUACCUGCCUUGGCAAAGGUGCUACCUGCACAGCCCAUCGAGGACACUAGUAUGAGGAUUUACCUUUUCGAAGGCCUGCUGGGCCGUGAUAAGAGCUCCGUUUGGGAUCAACUAGAGGAUGCUGCCAUGGAAACCUUUUCACUAAGUAAGGAGCGCUCCACACUUUGGGACCAGGUGCAGUUCUGGGAGGAUGCCUUCUUAGAUGCUGUUAUGUUGGAGCGUGAGGGCAUGGGCAUGGACCAAGGACCCCAGGAGAUGAUUGAAAGAUACCUGUCACUGGGAGAACAUGACCGCAAGCGCCUGGAGGAUGAUGAAGACAGACUUUUGGCCACCCUGCUGCACAACAUGAUUGCAUACAUGCUAAUGAUGAAAGUGACCAAAAAUGACAUCAGGAAGAAAGUGAGGCGCCUGAUGGGCAAGUCCCACAUCGGCCUCACGUAUAGCCAAGAGAUCAACGAGAUACUUGACAAACUGGCUCAAAUGAACGGCCGAGAGCUGUCCAUCAGGCCCAGCGGAAGCCGUCACAUCAAGAAACAAACAUUUGUUGUUCAUGCUGGCACUGAUACUACAGGAGACAUCUUUUUCAUGGAGGUUUGCGAUGAUUGCAUAGUCCUGCGCAGCAACAUCGGUACCGUUUAUGAACGCUGGUGGUACGAGAAACUCAUCAACAUGACCUAUUGCCCCAAGACCAAGGUGCUGUGUCUCUGGAGACGCAACGGCCAAGAGACGCAGCUGAAUAAGUUCUAUACCAAAAAGUGUCGUGAACUUUACUACUGUGUUAAAGACAGUAUGGAAAGGGCUGCAGCAAGACAGCAAAGCAUUAAACCAGGUCCCGAACUGGGCGGCGAGUUCCCCGUCCAGGACAUGAAGACUGGUGAAGGUGGACUACUGCAGGUCACACUGGAGGGAAUCAACCUUAAAUUCAUGCACAGCCAGGAGCGGAAGGUUUUCAUAGAGCUGAGUCACAUUAAAAAGUGCAAUACAGUGAAGGGAGUCUUUGUCCUGGAGGAAUUUGUUCCUGAAACUAAAGAAGUGGUGAUCCACAAGUACAAGACCCCGAUGGUGAGUCCUCUCUUCCUUUAUCUGAAAUCAUGAAUACAUACAGCUAUGUGACUGCCGAAUGCCAGUGACAA